UCUCCGAGGCAUAGAUUAGACACGUAUGCUCCGAGGCAUUAGACAAUUUGCGGAGAUUUGAAUACAAAACUGUAUUUAUUCUUAAAAAAUUGUUGGGAAUCUCAGCAAAAAUAUUCUAAAAUAUGUCUUCAUAUAAGCCAAUUGAUUCUAAGAGAGAAGAGUUUCGGCGUUACUUAGAACGAGCGGGUGUAAUGGAUGCUCUUACUAAAGUUCUAGUAAGUUUGUAUGAAGAACCGGAUAAACCAGAAGAUGCCUUGGAAUAUGUACGCAAACAUUUAGGUUCUGAUGGAGGUGAAGACGAGCUUGAAGCAGCAAGAGCUCGUAUCGCUGAAUUAGAAGCUGAAAACGCAUUACUCAAAGGAGAUGCUGCACCUGCUGAAGGGUAAAUUGAGACAGGUUUUCAUUGCAUAGAUCUCAUCAAUUGAUCUCACAUGAAAGUAUUUCUAUUAAAACUUUAACUUAGUGUUAUAAAAUAAUAUUGUUAAAUUGUUGGUUAUUUUGGUUAAAAAAGUGCAGAUGAUGCAAUUAAGUUUUGUUCUUUGUUAAGUACUUGUUUGAUCUGAACUUUUUGAAAAUGGGAAAGAAGCAACUUGACAAAUAAAUAUAUAAUUUCAUUUGAA
Bombyx mandarina (wild silkworm) is the source of this 620-nucleotide messenger RNA. Its product is annotated as c-Myc-binding protein. Gene Ontology annotation, biological process: regulation of DNA-templated transcription. The record is from RefSeq and is a predicted model, not a curated record. Gene Ontology annotation, cellular component: nucleus. NCBI's taxonomy places the organism in Eukaryota, Metazoa, Arthropoda, Insecta, Lepidoptera, Bombycidae. Gene Ontology annotation, molecular function: transcription coactivator activity.